AUGUUAGCGGUCGGGCAGAUGGAGGCUAACCGGCAGAGUGCUUUCGUCCUGGGCAGCACCCCGCUGGCGGCCCUGCACAACAUGACCGAGAUGAAGACGUCCCUGUUCCCGUACGCGCUGCAGCAGAGCCCGGCCGGCUUCAAGGCGCCGUCGCUCUCCAACCUCAACUCGCAGCUCUCCGGAGGGACCCCGCACGGAAUAAGCGACAUCCUGGGGAGACCCAUCACCACCGCCGGGCAGCUGCUGUCCGGCUUCCCGCGGAUAAACGGCCUGGCGACCACCGCGGCCGCUGCGGCGGCGGGGAUGUACUUCAGCCCGGCGGUGUCGCGGUACCCGAAGCCUCUGGCCGAGCUGCCGGGGAGGGCGCCCAUCUUCUGGCCCGGGGUGAUGCAGGGGUCUCCGUGGAGGGACCCGCGGGUUCCUUGUCCCACUCAGGCCAACCUGAUGGUGGACAAGGACGGAAAGAAGAAACACUCCAGACCCACUUUUUCAGGACAGCAGAUUUUUGCACUGGAAAAAACUUUCGAGCAGACGAAGUACCUGGCCGGCCCGGAGAGAGCCCGCCUGGCCUACUCUUUAGGAAUGACCGAGAGCCAAGUCAAGGUUUGGUUCCAGAACAGAAGAACCAAAUGGCGGAAGAGACACGCAGCAGAAAUGGCCUCGGCCAAGAAGAAGCACGACUCCGAGACGGAGAAAAUGAAGGAGAGCUCGGACAACGAGGACGACGACGAGUACAACAAACCACUGGACCCAAAUUCAGACGACGAGAAAAUCACGAGACUGUUGAAAAAGCACAAGGCCACCAACCUGGCGCUGAUCAGCCCCUGCAGUAACAGCUCGGACACCUUGUGA
Stegastes partitus (bicolor damselfish) is the source of this 852-nucleotide messenger RNA. It is a transcript of the gene nkx6-2, whose product is annotated as NK6 homeobox 2. NCBI's taxonomy places the organism in Eukaryota, Metazoa, Chordata, Actinopteri, Pomacentridae. The transcript is spliced from 3 exons. Gene Ontology annotation, molecular function: DNA-binding transcription factor activity, RNA polymerase II-specific; RNA polymerase II cis-regulatory region sequence-specific DNA binding. Gene Ontology annotation, cellular component: nucleus. Gene Ontology annotation, biological process: cell differentiation; regulation of transcription by RNA polymerase II. The coding region runs from base 1 to 852 and encodes 283 amino acids. The record is from RefSeq and is a predicted model, not a curated record.